This is a messenger RNA of Caenorhabditis elegans, 969 nucleotides long. It is a transcript of the gene mksr-1, whose product is annotated as B9 domain-containing protein 1. NCBI's taxonomy places the organism in Eukaryota, Metazoa, Nematoda, Chromadorea, Rhabditida, Rhabditidae. Bases 97 to 786 code for a protein of 229 amino acids. The record is from RefSeq and is marked reviewed. Gene Ontology annotation, cellular component: cilium. The transcript has 6 exons.
CUCUAUGCAGAUGUUCCCUUGGCAACCUAGAGACUAGUUUACGUAACGCUUCUCACAAUUUUGACAUUGAUUGUCAGUUUUGGAGUGUGAAAAACGAUGGAGAAAGCUGAUAGUAUUGUACUGACAAUUCAUGGAAACGUUCGGACUACCGAGUUCCCGGAAGAAUCCAAUGUUUGUGUCAAACUGAGCACUGUUGCAACAGGCGAUUGGAAAAUAAUCAAUGGAGAGACAGUUUCACUAUCCUCGUUCUCAUUUCGAGGCGCUGAUAAUCAGAUUUUCAUCGAUUUGCCCUUCGAGUGUGGUUUGAAAGGAAGCAGCCCUUUUAUGUGGCCUCGUCUUGUACUCAACUGUUUUUCUAAAGACCAUUCUGGUAAAGAUUGUGUGACUGGCUAUGGUAUGCUUCCGAUUCCAACAGAGCCUGGAAAACACGUUUGCCGAGUACACUGUUUCCUGCCAGAACCUUCUUCGACAGUUCAGCAAUUGAUUGCAAAGUUGAGACGAGUGAAUGCAGAGUUUGUGGAUCCAAUGUUACCGGCGAAUGCAGAUGGAAGAUAUGCCUGCCGAACAUCAACAAAAGGCUACGUUGAUCUGGAAAUCAAUGUCAGCAUCAAAUGCUCCGACACGGCAUAUAAAUUCACUUCCACAAGCACGGAAAUCAAGAGCAGUAAUAGUCAUGCCACCAACAAUGUCUCCACAACAAUAGCGGAUUUGGCUGGAAUCGAGGCGGUUGGCAACGAAGAAACUUUUAAUGCUCAAGAAGAUAAUGAUGAGGAAUCGAAGCGAUGAGUUUUGGAGAUGAUAGAAAUUUUUUGAAUUUUAUGAACAAUAUACAUAUUUAUUGUGUUUAAUUGCUCACGAGGAUUUGCAUCAUUUUUUGAAGAAAUUUCGUUAAACUUUAAUUGGCGUGUAAUUUUUUUCUGUCAACAUUUUAUGUUUAUUCCUUUUUAAAUUAAAACGUUGAACUCCCUA